AUGACAGAAACAGAUUCUCCUGACUUUGACUUGCUUUGGUAUCUAGAGAAGCUUAAUAAAAAGGAAUUUAUGAGUUUGAAGAACCACCUUAAACAAGAGUGUCUGGAGAUUGGACUGCCAGAGAUCCCAGGGUUUGAUCUAAGGACAGCCAAACCAGAUCUGGUUAACCUGUUGACAACCUUUUACGAGGCACAGCAUGUCUGGAAUAUGAUGUUGAGCAUUUUUCAAAAGAUCCGUCGUGCAGAUCUCUGUGAGAAGAUCAAAGCUAGACGAAAACGUAACAGGGAAACACACAAAGCUCUCAUAAAGAAUAAAAUACUACUCCAGUGGGAAAAAUGCCUUUUCGAAAAUGUUCAUAAUACCUUCUAUGAAGAAACAAUAGUAGAAGUUCUCAGAAAACUCGAUACCGUAUAUGACCCCAGGAGCACUUUUUACACAAAAGACGUAUUUCUGGUAGGAGAGAAAGGAGCGGGAAAAACGAUGGUUAUGAAAGUGGUGUUGUUACAGUGGACACACGGUGAUAUUUGGAAAGAUGUCAUCUCAUAUAUUGUUCAUCUCACCUCUCAUGAAAUAAACCAGAUGUCUGAGAGCAGCUUGGUUGAGCUGAUUUCCAAGGAAUGGCCCAGUGGCCAGGCUCCUGUUGCAGAUAUCCUGUCUGAUUCUCAGAAGCUCCUCUUUAUUCUCGAGGACAUGGACAAUGUGGACGCCAGCUUAAAUGUAGAUGAAUCUGCCUUGUGUAGUGACAGCAGAAAGCACGUGCCAGUAUCAGUCCUCCUGUCAAGUUUGUUCAAGAGAAAAAUGGCUCCAGGUUCCUUGUUCCUCAUCUCCUUACGGCCGGAUGGCAAGGCAGCUGUGAUGGCAUCAGUGAAGAAGAAUUACUCUAUAACACUGAAAUUUUCUGAUGAAAAGAGGAAGAAGUACUUUGCCUUAUUCUUUAAGGACAGUCAGAAGGCUACGAGAGCCCUCAAGCUCGUCCAAGAGAAUGAUAUGUUUGUGAACCUGUGCCAAGUACCUGUCUCGUGCUGGAUCACCUGUGUUGCCCUAAACCGGCAGGUGGAGAUGGGAGGUGAGGGGAAACUCUCAUGCCAAACACUCACUGACUUAUAUGCCCACUUUCUUGCCAACACACUGACAUCUGGGGCUGGGAUAAUGACCAGUCAGCGCCGCCGCACCCUAUUGGAACGUCUUUGUUUGUUGGCUCUAGAAGGACUGUGGCAUGACAUGCUGCACUUCACUGAUGCGGAUCUUAGGAGUGUUGGGCUGACGAAGGCUGAUGUCUCUGCGUUGAAGGCUCUGAGGAUUCUUUUGCCAAGCAGCAACUGUACCGACCGCCAUACUUUCAUACACUUGAAAAUCCAGGAAUUUUGUGCAGCCGUGGGAUAUAUGAUGUUACUGAGUGAGUGCCAGAUCCCUUCAGCCAACAAAAAGUAUCCAGAGAGAAGGGAACGGUACAAUGACUUUAGCCCCAUCACCAUGUCUAUUUUUGGUCUUCUGAAUGAGAAGAGGAGGAAAAUUCUCGAGACAUCCAUUGGCUGUAAUCUGUUGACGGGAGAGCUCAAGAAAUACUUUCUACAGAAAAUGAAAUACAUGGGUGAUCAUCCAAAGACAGUGGAACACCACAUGCCUUUGUUUUAUUGUCUCUUCGAGAAUCAGGAUGAAGAAUUUGUGAAACAGAUUAUGGACUCUUUCCUAGAGGUGACCAUUUAUAUUCAAGAAAACAAAGAUCUGAUGGUUUCCUUAUAUUGUCUGGAGCACUGCCGUCUCCUACAGAAACUUAAGUUGAGUGUUCAAUGCAUCUUUGAAAACAAAGAGCCUCAUACGCUAACUCCUAGUUAUAUUUUUCCCUCCAGCAGUAAAAUGAGGAGCCUCGUCUAUUGGAGAGACCUCUGCAAUUUACUCCACACCAAGGAGAACCUCAAGGAACUGGAAAUUUGUAAUAGUGACUUUGAUGAUACCUCAGAGAGGGUUCUGUGCAAAGCUCUGACACACAGCAGCUGUCACCUUCAAACACUCAAGUUAUCCUAUCUCUCAGUUGGUACCAGAUUUGAAGAUGUGUUCAGGGCUAUUGUUUAUAACCCGAAUCUGAAGUUCCUGAGCCUGAAUUGUGUGCCCCAUUCCCUAAAAAUGUUUUCACUUUUAGGUGAGGUCUUGGAGAAUCCAGUCUGCAGAAUACAGCAUCUGAGCUUGAUGAAAUGUGAUUUGAAAGCUAGCGAAUGUCAAGAAAUUGCCUCACUCCUCAUCAAGAGCAAGAACUUGAAGAAACUGACCUUAUCCAACAAUCCAUUGAAAAAUGAAGGGGUGAAAAUUCUAUGCAAUGCUUUGCUCCAUCCAGACUGUACUCUUGAGUCACUGGUGUUACUCUUCUGCUGUCUCACUAAAACUGGUUGCAUAUCCAUUGGGAGAGUUCUGAUGCUCAGCAAAACUCUAAAGCAUCUUGAUCUGGGUGUGAACUUGCUAGAAAAUCUUGGAGUAAGCAUUUUAACGCUGCCCUUGAUGUUUCCAACCUGUAAAUUACAGGAGCUGGAGCUGUCUGGCUGCUUUUUCACCAGUGAUGUUUGCCAAAGUAUUGCCUUAGUUCUCACUAAUAAUUCAAACCUGAGGAGCUUGGAGCUUGGGAGCAAUGACAUCGGAGAUAAAGGAGUGGAGAUGCUGUGUGAUGCUUUGAAACAUCCAAAGUGCAAGCUGGAGAACAUUGGGCUGGAAGAGUGUAUGUUAACCAGCGGCUGCUGUGCGUCUCUCGCCUCAGUUCUUAUCAGAAGCAAAACUCUGAAAAAACUCAAUCUUCUUGGAAAUGACUUGCGUGAUGAAGGGAUUCUGCAACUUCUGGAGGCCUUGGGACACCCAGAUUGUGUGCUUGAAGCAGUUGGGCUACAAAUAAACAGCGUGGCUGCAGAAACCAGGAAGUCACUACUGACCGUAAAAAAGAAAAACACGAGACUCACCCUCCUUUAUCAGUCGUGGGCUGCAAAGAAAGGCAGAGAAGUCAGUUACAAUGUCGGCGAUAUUCGUGCUGUAAGUCUUCCUCCGACUGUUCCGGUGUCGCCCAGACUUAACUGGCAUUUGAUCUGUUUCCACAUGCCCAGAAAAUUUAGACACAAGAAGUCAGCUAAAGUUUCUAAGCAACCCCCUCCAUCAUCUUCUACCUGAAAUGGAUUUGACAUAAAUUAUGACCACAAUUGAG
Molecule: messenger RNA, 3181 nt
Organism: Phacochoerus africanus (Common warthog)
Lineage: Eukaryota; Metazoa; Chordata; Mammalia; Artiodactyla; Suidae
Gene: NLRP11
Product: NLR family pyrin domain containing 11
Exons: 9
Coding region: 1-3147 (1048 amino acids)
Biological process (GO): regulation of inflammatory response
Cellular component (GO): cytoplasm
Molecular function (GO): protein binding
Source: RefSeq, a predicted model, not a curated record